Molecule: messenger RNA, 3885 nt
Organism: Ilyonectria robusta
Lineage: Eukaryota; Fungi; Ascomycota; Sordariomycetes; Hypocreales; Nectriaceae
Product: RNA dependent RNA polymerase-domain-containing protein
Exons: 3
Coding region: 1-3885 (1294 amino acids)
Biological process (GO): siRNA processing
Cellular component (GO): nuclear RNA-directed RNA polymerase complex
Molecular function (GO): RNA-directed RNA polymerase activity
Source: RefSeq, a predicted model, not a curated record
AUGGCGGCAGCUCUACCCGUGUCCAAGAGGCAGCAGGCCCUGGACGAGGUACGUCGUACCAUUGGGUCGCUGAAUUCUGAUUUCGCGCUGCAUAUCCCGAUUCCCGACCCCACUAUGUCGCCUAGCAAGCGUCGCCAGCAGCGCCGCAGCGACGAACAGGACCGUGUCAAUGCAAUCUACAGUCGGGUUCAAUUCCUCCAUUUCAAAGAUCGCCAGCGUCUCUCCACCAGCAUUGGCCGCUUCCGCGAACAGGCCGACCAGUUGCUCCGGGAGUGGACUUCUGACAAGCUCAACUCCAACCUCAACUCCAACCUCAAUGCCAAUCCCGACGCCGCCCCGACACUCGACCCACUUCGCGUCCCCAGAAGCCUCGAGGAACGGGCCGCUCUCCAGAUCCUUCUCCUCGAGCUACUCCAGAAUGUCAAUUCUCCUCCGACCCGGGCUAAGCGGCCAUCCCCCGAGUUUCCGGACCGCAGCCCGAAGCGCCCCAGGCCCCAGCCAUACCGGGUUGCAGAUAGCCUUGAUGACAUCCCGGUUCGAUCUAGACCCUCGAUUGGCGUCUCAUUGGCAUCAUCGACCCAAUCACGGUCUUCCUCUUUCAUAAGCCGAUGCGCGACAACUUCCUCUUCUAAGCUGUCUUUUGCAUCCAGCGUAUUCUCUGCUGCCGAUGAGGUUGCCUCCAACAGCCAAUCCUCCUUUGAGUCUGUCAGCUCUCGCAAGACUAUUCAGGUUGCGCCUGUCGCGUACAAGCAGCCACUUGACGACUCUUUCCGUCAAUAUGACACUCAACCGGAUCCCGAAACGCCCCAGCGAGCCCGACACAGGCACCGCGAUGGCCCCUUGCCACUUAGCAGCCCAAUCUCAACAUACUCCAGCGUGCCAGAUAUAGCAGAGAUGCGCACUCCGAUUGUUGAUGCUAGGUUUAUGAAGGAAACUGCGUCACCUACUUUAGCAGAUCGGUUAUCCCGCGUAUGGCCAAAAUUCCCCGUCCCGGGAUUAAACCAGGCUCCGUUCAUCAUCCUCUGGGAGUUGACACGAGCUGCAAUCCACUGCAACGUCAACUUGGCUGAAUGGGAUAUUCAGUACCGGCCGAGUGAUGGCUGGCACGAUCAGACCAAGUUCAGAGGGAAGAUAAUCUCUCAUCCUCUGUUUGUAGGAAAAGGCCUUCCUCCUCCCUGCGAUGCAACCUCUUGGACAGCAGGCUUAGGCACUUUCAGUGCACACGACAAGACGGUCACACUAUCCGUUGAGCUGGUUUACAGCACGGAUGAAUCGGGUCCAUUGUUCCGUCCCAAGCUUCAGCCACCUAGACUAGAGCUCGGCCAUCGAUUGAGUCGUCGUUUCGGAAGUGAUCGAUUCAUGGAAGUAACCAUGCCGUCGCCAAAUGGAAAGGAUGUCCCAUCAAUCGUCAAGAAAGACCCUGAAGGCGCUGAAAAGAUCAUUCGGUGGCUAACCGAUAAGCUUCACUAUUUUGUGGGACGCUCUUGGGUGCCGUUCUAUACCCGCGACAUGAAGAAGACUACCAAAGACCCUCAGAAUCCUCAGAAGACUCGCAACAUCUUCCAAGAGCGCGUCCAAUUCUUUGCCGUUGACGGCAUCAGCUUUCGACUGCCUCAAUCCCAGUUCCCACUACCGCAAGAAGCACUGUCUUUGUCAACUCGGACAAAGAUGAGACGUUGCGAUCUCUUGGGCUGGGCUGUGAGUAUCGAGAAAAACGCGAAGCAACCCGUUCCCAAGCUUUUUUCCCGCCUUGCACUCAGCCUCAGCAGGACGUGCCCGACGAUUGUCCUGGAGCGCCAUCAAAUUUACAAUCGAGCAGCCGAUCUGGUGAACAAAAAAGUCAUGAACGAUGGCAUCGGAAGAAUGUCUCGCAGUGUUGCUCGAAAAGUGGCAACUCAUCUUGGCCUUUCGGAAACCCCAUGUUGCUACCAAGCUCGAAUUGGGAGCGCCAAGGGUAUUUGGAUUGUAGAUGUGGAAGACGAUGGACUUGACGACAACGAUUGGAUUGAGACGUAUCCAUCACAACGAAAAUGGGAAUGCGACUUUGAGGACAUUCACCAUCGAACCUUUGAAGUCCGGAACUGGCCAAGGGAACUGAGGUCAGCUUCUCUCAAUGCGCAGUUCAUACCAGUUCUCGAGGCACAGUCUCGGGAACCUGGAAAAAUGCGACAAGCCAUUGCGAAACACCUAGUCGACGGUUUGCGGAUGGAACUCGACGGCCAAAUUACUGCCAUGAACCACCCCAUGGAUCUUCGCGCCUGGAUCAAACGAGCCGGGUCUUCAUCGAUUGGCAGCCUGUCCCAGGGACACGUUCCAUUCAUCGCUGGACUACCUGAAAGAGAUGAAGACGUUGUCGCAUUUCUUCUUGAUUCAGGGUUCGACACAAGCAAAAACGCGUUUCUCAAGGAUCUCACGUGGGAUAUGCGAAAGAGGCAGACCGAUCAACUCAAAGCCAAGAUGAAUAUCAGGAUCCCCCGGUCGACCUAUGCCUACAUGGUUGUUGACUUUACCGGGACAUUGGAAGAGGGCGAGGUCCACCUUGCGUUUUCGUCCAAGUUUCAAGUUGAUGAAGAAUCCGACACGCUCUUGGACGGUGUCGAGGUGCUUGUUGCCAGAGCGCCCGCCCACUUUGUGAGCGACAUCCAAAAGGUUAAGGCGGUUUUCAAGCCAAGCCUAAAGAGGCUGAAGGAUGUCAUUGUGUUCUCCUCCAAAGGAGACUCCCCUCUCGCCGACAUGUUGUCCGGAGGCGACUAUGAUGGCGACCAGGCUUGGGUUUGCUGGGACCCUGAGAUCGUUCGGAAUUUUACCAAUUCGCCUGUGCCCGCGCAGCCUGACCUACUCGGUUCAGGUUAUCUUCAGAAGUUCAACCGAACCUUUCAAUCCAUCAUGGAUACGAAUGCGGACAUUGACAGUGCAUGCGCCACCUUUUUGCACUCGGCCAUCUCCUUCAGCAUGAAACCGUCUCUGUUGGGAAUUUGCACCUCUUUCAAAGAGAGGCUUUGCUACUACGAGAACAGCGUCAGCAGCGAGCGCGCGGUCGCCUUGAGCACUUUAGUUGGGCUCCUUGUCGAUCAGAGCAAACAGGGCUUACUCUUUAGCAACUUCGACUACGAUCGGUUGAAGAGCGAUAUGCGUAUGAGAGCCAGAGAACCCGAGUAUCUCAAUGAGAGGAGCUCAAAUUACGUCAAUAGGGAUGGUACAAUCCAUAUCCUGGAUUUUCUCAAGUUUGACGUCGCGAAUGUCAUAGUUGAACAGUCGCUUAAGGGCUUUUCCAAAACCAUCAACGUGUCCAGCGUAACGAAUUGGGACAAGGAACUGGUGCUCCUGUUUGACGAGUAUGAGGGUUACAGCAAGCAAUCUAAAAUCUACAGCGCCCUCAUAGCACACCUACGCUCAAGCAUCAAGGCUGUGGAAACGAAGUGGAAGGUGACCAUGGCUAACAGAUCAGACACAAGCAGUGAUUUCAGUACCAAACUCAGGGAGAUUUUUGAAGAAUGGGUUUUGAUCCAACCCCCGAAAGAGUUGAUGUCAUCCAAGACGGUCAUGGGGCUCCUUGAUCACUGGAACAAGGAUCCUGCCAUGAGCAAAUGGGCACUGCUCAAAGCAUCCACCAUGUUUAAACUGUGCCAUCGGAGUGGGUACAAAAUGGUGUGGCGGCUUGCAGGCCAGCAACUUGCUCGGAUCAAGGCAACGGCAUCUCGGGGAGAUGGAGACGUGAGCGCGGUGACAAUUACCGCGCCCAUGUGGAGUGUUUUGAGACCCGACACCAAGCGGAUCACGGGGCUUGCUGCUCGACGCGGGAGUGGUCAGGAUAACGAGAGCAUUGCUGCCAUUGAGGAGAUUUCGGAGUUUGAUGAUAACGGCACUCAGAUCGACGAUUCCUAG